UUUACCUAAAGGUUAGCAGUAUGUCAGCAUUUAACACUGUAGGAUACGGUAACUAACAUACCUUCGACAGGUCAGUCGACAAUCGCAGUCGACAGCCGCACGACAGAUCAACAAACGUGACCACACAUCCACAUACUGCCCUCGCAACAAACUGACGACUUCAGACAAGAACGCAUCUAUCACAACGAAUCCACCACACGUCGACAAGUCAGCAACCUCGACAUCGACGAGUCAAUAACUUCAAGACAAGACGAUAACUCGAAUCGACGACAAUACACCACAACAUCCUCAACAUUACACCUACACACCACCAUCAUCGCCACAGUCAUCAUGGCGUCCAGACCUACGACCCCCGUUAAUCCGCUUCCCCCGGCCCCCACCACCCCCAUCCGUGGUCGUGCUCUCAGCCCCCCCUCCAAAUCGCCCAUUGCUACUCCUCCUCCCCCCUCUCCCAUUCCGUAUCUCCCCUGGCGAGACCAGAUAACCUGGGACCACCUCAAUCCCCACUCCGCGCCUAUCGUCGACAACUUCGACGACGAGUGGGAUGUCAAAACCCUCGUGCCACAAACCCCUGAACGAAAAGUCAUCCUAUCCAAAGAGCGUCAGGAAAUUGUACGACAACGGCUUGAAGCGGGUCAUGGCACUAAUCAUGUCCACUUCAUCGUUAACGAUGACUACAGAGCCGACGUCCACGGCAACAACAUCCCGGACUCGCACAUGAUCUUGGUGACGGGGGACCCCAGGCGGAAUGGAGGCAUUCUUUCCUUCGACGGCGUUGAUGUGGAGGAGGGAAUGGUCGUCGAGAAGCGAGACGGUCUUUGGGGGGUCUAUGAGGUGGAUUGGGAUGUGGAAUACGACGAUGAGGAAGAGGGGGAGAUUCCAGUAGAGCAACAGAUCUAUCAAGUGUUUCUCGAAGGAGCUGGAGGUGACCACGAAGAGGCCUGGGAUCUUUACGAGCGCUUUCGUGCACAUAAGGAGCGACAGGCACAAAAGGAACGAGUCUACCAAGCAAUGCUGGCGGAGUUGGAGGGAAAUGAAGUGCUGGCGCGGGAAGUGUAUGCGCUCUGGUGCGAACAGGAAGAGCAGCAGACGGAAAACUCCGAAGAUGAACGGGAAGAGAGAAGGGAUGAUGACGAGCAAAACGUCCGCGCCCGUGCAACGAUGUGGGCAAAAGGAUUCAGAAUGGGGUACGAACUUCGCGACUCGUCACUCCCGAAGUCGCCGACGAAGACCACAUCCUCUGUUGUGCACGAGGACAGCGAUCAGUCGACCGAGUCAAAGCAAGAGCCCGACGUUUACGACUGUUUGGGCGAAUGGGCGAUGCGCUUGAACGGUGAACAGAAUAUCCGUGAUGGCCAUCCGCUCGGAAAGGACCCAAAGAUGACGGCAACCAGCACUUUGUGCGAGGGUACCAACAGCUUGAUCGAUAUUGAGCAGGACCAAGACGUCUACGACUGUCUCGACGAAUGGGCCAGCAGCCUCGAGCAUGGCACCAAAUACGCCUCUUUCUUCCACAAGGCCUCAAAGUCGGUAGGCAAAAGCAGCAGUGAGCUCAUCGACAUCGCGAUAGAGACGCCCGAUGUGUACGAGUAUUCCACAGACAUAUUCUACGACGGCAAAGUAGCCACCGAGACUACCCCAGCGACUACGCCAAAUGUCCAAUCAUAUGCCGGCUAUAUUUCCUGCCCAGACCCUAUCAUCAUAACGCCGGACUAUGCUGCCACUAGGCUGAAGACUCCCGAGGACUUUUUCCACUAUCGUCGCCAUUCCUGGACCAACUUCGAAGGCCAGUGCAGAUAA
Molecule: messenger RNA, 1800 nt
Organism: Neurospora tetraspora
Lineage: Eukaryota; Fungi; Ascomycota; Sordariomycetes; Sordariales; Sordariaceae
Exons: 2
Coding region: 331-1800 (489 amino acids)
Source: RefSeq, a predicted model, not a curated record